Molecule: messenger RNA, 899 nt
Organism: Stomoxys calcitrans (stable fly)
Lineage: Eukaryota; Metazoa; Arthropoda; Insecta; Diptera; Muscidae
Product: protein takeout
Exons: 4
Coding region: 72-791 (239 amino acids)
Source: RefSeq, a predicted model, not a curated record
GCAAAACUUAGCAGUAGUAAAAGAAGAUCUCCCCGGAUUAUUAGAGCGGAUAAGUGAAAAUAAAAAUAAAUAUGAAAUUAGUUAUUUUCUGUGUUAUCCUAUCGGUGGCCUUGGCCGAAUAUCCAUCCAAUCUGCCGAAAUGUUCCCAGAAUGAUGAGCCAUGUCAUACAAAGGCUGGUCAAACAUUCGUUGAUAACUACUCGGGUGGUCUUAAGGACAUACAUCUAUUACCAUUCGAUCCGUUUCAUAUUAAAAGCAUGGGCUUGAAAAGGGAUCCCACAAGUCCAGUCAAUAUCGAGCUAGAAUUUACGGAUAUGGAUAUGUUUGGCAUGAAAACAAUGAAAGUAUUAUCAGCCAAAAUCUUAGAUUUUGGUUCCCGCUCGGAGUUAGAGGGUUUAAUACCUUCAUUGACUUUAAAGGGACACUACAGCAUUGAUGGCAGAGUUCUAGUGUUACCCAUAGUUGGCGAAGGUGAUUCGGAAAUUAAGUGUAAAAAUACCUAUUUCAAGUAUUCAUAUGACAUGAAACCCGUGGAAAAAAAUGGCAAGAAAUAUGCCAGCUUAGAACAUGUUAAACUGGAAAUUAAACCCGAACUUGUCCAAUUCCAUUUUGAGAAUCUUUUCAGAGGUGAUAAAAACCUGGGUGAUAACAUGAAUAAAUUCCUGAAUGAAAACUGGAAUGAUAUAUUCCAAGAAAUUAAACCACGAUUCGCUAAGGCCCUCAGUCUAGAGGUGAAAGCUUUACUAAAUACAUUCUAUAGCAAAUAUCCAUACGAAGAGUAUUUCCAAUAAGUAUUAUUGAUAAAGUAUUUGAAAAGAAACAUACACUACUACAAACCUAAUGUAUACAUGUAUAUAUGUAGCUUAAAUAAAUUAAAAAUAUAUGUUGAUAAGUUUAAA